AUGGAAGGAAGCAAAUAAUCAAAAUAAGAAGGAGGAUCAGCUAAAUAAGGAGGAGUAGGUGGUUAAUCCAACCCUCAAAGUUCUGGAAUGAGGAAGAACCCACCAAACUAGUAAGAUAUGGCUUCAAGAUUGCACCAGAGAGAGUAAAAACCCUAAAUGGUCUAAACAAUUGAGAGGUUGCUGGAAAGACAGGGAAUCGAGCACUAUGAGAAAAAUGUUGUUAAUUAGCUACUUGAGUUUAUGAACUAUUAUGUUACAGAGUUACUGCAAGAGGCAAAGAUCUUUAAGGAAUACGCAGGAAAGAAGCAAAUCGAUGUGAAUGAUGUCAAACUGGCGAUUUAAAGCAAAAACUAUAAUUCCUUCACGAGACCCCUCCCAAUGAGCAUUUUAAAGUAAAUUGCCAACGAUAAGAACAAUCUCUAGCUCUCCAAAAGUGAAGAUCAUCCUGGGUAGCACUAACCUGCUGGCAUGCCAAGUGGAAUGUAAAAUCCUCUCAACAGCAAGGUGCCUUAAUAGAGACCAAAUUAUGCUUAGAAUCUCCCGCCAACAGAGCAUUCCAAUAUGAACCCUAACAUCCAGGUGAAUUCUGAAGAGAUCUAGAAAAAGCUUGAGGCAUAAAAUUAGUCAAUGCAAAGAAGAUACUAUUAGUAAAUGCAGCAAUACUAGUUGCCUGUAAUGCAGGAAGAACAUGCCUUAGGACAAAUCAAUCAAGCUAUAAGAGAGCACAGACCAAUGGAUUAAUCCUUGAUCAAUGAUAUAAAGAAGCCGAUAAACCCUAAAAACUAACUUUCAUUUGACAUGAAUAUUACCUCAAACACUUCUAAUGGCAAUAAUUAGAGUAUGACCGCUUAUCAUACCAACACCAUCCCUAGUUUAGGAAGCACACACAAGGAGGAAUAUUAUGAGCAGAUACCUAAAAAGUAAUAGUAGUAGAUCCCUUAUUAGAUAAAUAAUGGUCAAAUGCUUGGGAAUAUGUAUUAAGAAAUGCCUGCUUACAACUAAGCUAAUUAGUAUAAUUAGUAUCAUCAUAUGCCCGACUAAUAUCAUUAGUAGCAAGCAUAAUACCAAUAGUAGCCAUACCCCAAUCAUAUAAUGGGUGUAAAUGGCUCAUAAAUGCCUGCUAGCAUGACUAUGGCUUAGUAAUAGUAGAAUUUAAUGAAUUAAAACCACCAAAAAAGUCUGUAAUAGACCAGUAAUAUCGUAGAUGAUCUCGACUUUGAAGAUGAAAAUGACGACUAAAAUGAUUAAGACGAUGAUGAUGAUUUGUUUAAGAAUACUUGA
Molecule: messenger RNA, 1281 nt
Organism: Stylonychia lemnae
Lineage: Eukaryota; Ciliophora; Spirotrichea; Sporadotrichida; Oxytrichidae
Source: the annotation of a GenBank genome assembly